GGCGGACUCCCAACAAGGAGACUGCACUUAGUAAACGGCGACUGACGGGCAGCAGGAAGCCGGACGAGACACACAUUAAACCGUUAGUUUUUAGAUUUUUCUUGCCGAUAUUUCGCAUGAAGCAGUCUCCCUCUUGUUUCAGCCACAGGGACCGCGGUGAUGGAAGACGAGGAGAGGCAAAAGAAGCUGGAGGCCGGCAAAGCAAAGUUGGCUGAGUAUCGCCAGAGAAAAGCUCACGCGGACUCCCAGAAGAAACAGAAAAAGAAGAAGAAAAAGAAGCUGGGAGAGGACUCUGAGGGGGAUUCGCCGAGAAGGGUGGAGGUGGAGCCGGAUCCGUCUGUGGGAAGAGAGGAGGUCUCAGGUGGAGGACAAGAUGGAUCACCAGAAGGACCUACAGACCCACCUACCACAGAGUUUACCUUCGCCAGGACACUGCGGAGUGGAGAGACUGUCAAGCAUGACCAGACCUACACAAUAGAGCCGGAGAGUGAAAUGUCCACUACUGCUGAAGAUUAUUCGUCAGAGGUAAAUGGGUGCCACGAUGAGAUGACAGAGAACCUAAUGAUGCCUUCGGAGGAUUUUAUCUGGUGCCAUUUUUCCGUUCAGGAGGAGGUGGAGUCCCUGCAACAGGUGACGAAGGGCGGUACGAUGGAGGAUGCUCUAGCUGCCAAGACCCGGGCAGCGGAGGAGCUGAGUCGAGAGCUUGAAGAAAUCAGGGCUGUCUUUGGCACAGAGGGAGUACAGCAGCUGCAGGACUUUGAGGCUGCUCUGAAGCAGCGAGAUGGCAUCAUCACCCAGCUGACGGCUAAUCUUCAGCAGGCUCGUGAAGAGAAAGACGAAAUCAUGAAAGAAUUCCUGGAACUUACAGAGCAAAGCCAAAAGCUACACAUUCAGUUCCAGCAGCUGCAGGCGGGCGAGACGCUGAGGAACACCAGCCACAGCAGCACAGCAGCUGAUCUUCUGCAGGCCAGGCAGCAGCUCCAUCACUACCAACCGCAGCUGGAAGAGCUCCAGCUCAAGCUCAGUGAGAUGGAAAUGUCACAGGGACGAUCAGAAGAAUCAUUCACACUGAGGAUUAGCGAAAAGGACCUGCUGAUUGGUGAACAGCAGCACCUUAUUUUGAGUCAGAAGCAGUUGCUGACAGAGUUGAAGACAGCGGAGCAGUCUUUUGCACAAACACUGAAAGAGAAAAAUCACUUUAUUUCAGAGCAAACCGCAAUAAUCACAGAACACGAGCUGUCGCUGACCCUGCUCAGAGAGGAACUCGCUCACGUGGGACGGACUACUGAUGAGAAUAUUAUAAACCCGUCAGACGAGAAAGACCUGAUUAUAGCGGAGCAAGAGAGAGUCCUUUCAGAACGCGACGGCUCUCUCGCCCAGCUCGAGGAUGAGCUGGAGUCGUCUGAAAAAGGCUUGCGUGACCUCCAACAGCGAAUGGCUGCAAAGGAAUUGGAGCUUGACAGAUGCAUGGAUGAGUUGGAGAGCAGGAAGUCUGACUUGGAAAGCUGUAAAAGUGAAAUGGAGAGCGGGAAUUUGGAAUUGGAGAAAGAUCGAGCGGAGUUAGAAAGCUGUAAGGGUGAACUUUCAGCCUCCAGAAAGAAAGAGCGGAUGUCAUCUAACGACAUCAUGCAGCUCAUGGGUACUGUAGAGGACCUGCAGAAGCGUUGCCACCAGGGCGGCCUGUCUGAGAGCAACACCCUCCAACAAAUGCAGGAAGAGACUUCGAGGAAGCUCGAACUUCUCAGGGCAGAGCUGGACGAGAUGUACGGCCAGCAAAUAGUCCAGAUGAAACAGGAGGUUAAUUUGCAGCACGCAGCCAAAGUGGAGCAAAUGACCGAGCAACAUCGCGCUGAGCUCGAGUUUCUGAAAGCACAACAACUGUCUCAAAGCGCCACUGUUCGCGUUGAGGCGGACACGCUCAAUGCUAAGAUUGGAGAGCUCCAAGAGACCAUAGAGCAAUCCCAAGCAACGCACGAUAAAGCCAGACACGAGUUUAGCCAAGUGGCCCAAGAGAAGUUCAACCUGCAGGCCAAGGUUGAGGAUCUCCUUCGAGAUCUCCGCUCUGCUAAAGAAAAGGUGGAGCAGGUCUCCCACAGUCUCAUCUCUCAGGAAAGCCACCCAGCUGAACUGCAGCGCCUCCAAGAGACCAUCGGCGAUCUAAAGAGCGAGCUUGCUGCCGCUCAGGAAGCGGCACAAGAAACCGAAAUCCAACACGACUCUGAAACAACCAAUUACAAGAUCAAGUUGGAGAUGCUGGAGAGGGAGAAAGAUGCCGUGCUCGACCGCAUGGCGCAGUCACAGGAAGCAGAGCUGGACCGACUGAGGACCCAUCUUCUCUUUAGCCACGAGGAAGAGCUAACUGUUCUUAGGGAAAAUUUGCAAAGGGAGAGCUUCCUGAACACAGAAAACCUCCUCAAUGUAGCCGCCAUCAAACACGAGAAGGCGUCGGAUGAGCUGCGCAUCGGUUAUGAAGGAGAACUGCAUUCGUUACGAAGAGAGAAGGCGAGUUUUGCCACAGAGCGAGAUGAGCUUUUCCACCAAAUCGUUGGACUAAAGGAGGAUCUAAAGCUCGCUUUGCACAGCUCCAAAGCAGAUGGGCUCGUCCAGCAGCUACAGGAGCUUCAGGUAGAGCUCGAGGAACUGAGAAAGGGAGGAGAACGAGCUCCAAUGGAAAGGGAAAUCAAGUCGUUACUUAAAAAGACAGAGGUGCUUGACAAUCAGACUAAAGAGAGAGAACAAAGUUGGGAGAGCAAAUGGAAACGGCACAAACUGGAAAAAGAGGCAUUGAUAGAAUCUAAGAACGCUUUGAAAGAAGAGUUGGACUCAAAGAUUCUGAAAAUUGAGACACUCGCAGCAGAGAACAAUCAAAUACAGCGACAGGUAGUCGGGCUUCGUGAGGAAAUCGAAACGCAGAGGACCACUUUCUCCUUCGCCGAGAAGAAUUUCGAGGUGAACUAUCAGGAGCUGAAGGAAGAGUACACGUGUCUUAUCGAAGCAAAGACACGAUUGGAGGAGAGGACACUGAAGGAGACACUUGAGUUUGAGGCGAAAAUUGCCAGUUUUCAGUCCCAGAUUCAGGAGCUGGAGGAGAGCAGCAGAGAUCUCAAAAUGGAGGACGUGAAUACAGAUGGAGGGGAACAGGUUGUGAUAGAAAAAGACACUACAGAGCUCAUGGAGAAGCUCAAUGUUACUUUGAGUGAGAAGGAACGCCUGGCUGGGAGGCUUUCCGAAGUUACGGAGCAACUGAUGUUCACAGAGGGCAAAGUUGGACAGCUGGAAGAAGAGCUGAUGAGAGUGAGACAGGCGAAUGUGAAGGCCAUCGCACAAAGUGAAAGCCCGGGGAAAGGACUUGAACAGAAGCGAGAGAUUACAAGAAAGCAGACGCGGGGGCAAGACGCCCAGAGAAAAGCGGAAAAAGAGCGAGCCGAUGAACCAGUGUGUUCUUUUGACGGCCAUCACCUUCAGAUUCAGUCUUUGCAAGAGGAGAUAAAGGCUCUUCAAUCCCUCUUACGGGCAGCCGAAUCCGAGAGGGACGGCAUCCGGCAGACCUCGGAGCUCCAGAGGCUUUCGCAGACUCCGUCUCCGGCCGCCUCGGGGGAGGGACCUGUUGAAGGACGAUCCUCCUCCCCGCACAAGCCCACCGCCUCGGGGUCAAGCAGGCGCAAGAGGCGGCAGAGGUUCAAGCAGGAGCGCAAACUGGGCACCGCUCUCCCCGACUGCAGAGAGGAAAAACAAAGGGAGGAGGCAGAGGAGGCAGCGGGGGAGGAAGAGAGAGCAACAAGUGCUGCAGAGCAGGAGAUGCAGCCUCAGAUGGAGAGCCCGGUUAUGUCAUGUUCACGAGAGAGGGCCGGCGAGGAGGACUCCACUGACGGAUACCAGGGAGAGGGAGACUUCAGCAACAAACAGGUGAGCAGACAUGGGACGGACCACCACACGGAGCCUGUCGUGUGUCGGGGAGCCGAGGGAGAGACUACUCAGCAUGGUGAGUGCAGGCUGCAGAUGGAGGCGCAACGCAUCAGCCUGUCUCAGAUCCACGCCGCCCAACUCGAGCUGCUGCAGGAGGAUUCGGACGCCCGCGCACACACUCUGGAGCUGAAACUGCAGAACUGGAAAGAUCACGGUGACCAAGAUGAGCCAAAAAUCUUCAAAUAUCACGACAUGUUACAAGCCGUGUCAGAAGAAUGCAGUGAGAUCAUUCAGUGUUUUCAAAGGAUGUUCGGUGAAGAGGUUUUGGAGAGUGGUGCUGCAGCGGACUGGCCGCCCCCUUCAGUAGAAAGACCAGACACUAGAGAAUCCAGCUCCAUCAUACUGGAGGCCAGAGAGCUCUACAGAGAUCUUCAGCAGGUGAGGGAGAGGAUUGAGCAGGAGCACCGUCGCCUGUCGCAGCUCCAGGCUCAACUGAGAGCUGAUGGGAACAAGAUGACGGAGCUACAGGUGGCGUACGAUGAACUGAAGAGCAGCAGUGAGAAGGAGAUCUCUGACCUGCGUGUGCAAGUUUCUAGCUCAAGCCCCUCUACAAGCAAAGAUCUGAAAGAGCGGGCCGGCGCGCCAUCUGCCUCCCUUACCGAGGAACUACAGCUGCUGAAGGUGGAGGAGCAGGAGAAGCAGCUCCAGCUGGAGGAGAGUCACCGACAAAAGAUGGAGCAUCUCCGAGCUCACUACCAGCAGCAGGCCGCGGAGAGCGAGGAGCGAUACGCCACCGAGCUCUUCAUGCUGCAGCAGCGCCUGCAGGAGGUCGCAGGCACUCAGACCCACGACAGUGCUCCAGAGUCCAGCUGUGAGGGGAUGGAGGGGCACGAAGAAGAACUAAAGGUGCUGGGUGAGGAGGAGCCGUCAGAGGGAGGCGCAGAGUUGCGCUGGCCCGUCAGGUCCGCAGGCCUGACGGCACAGCUGCAGGCGCUGAGGAAAGCUCUCUACCACAAGUAUGUCCAAGAAGUAGCUGCUCUCAAAGAGCAGCACAACCGAGAGCUGAGGAAGCUGACGGAGGACAAGGAGCAGGACAGGAAAACAGCGGAGAGAGGAGAGAGAGGGCAGGAUCUCAACGGCGUUAACGGAGCUGGAAGCUCCAGCGAGAGCCUCGGGGCCGCCGGGCACAUCGCGCUGGAAGACAAACAACACUGGGAGAGAGUGCAGGAGGAGGUCGCCAAGGCCAUAGUUCAGAUGUCCGUGGAGUUUGCGCAGCAGAUUGAGCUGGCUCGAAUCAACAAGCGUGCCUGCCAGAGGAGCGCCGCCAUGCAGACCCGGUCAGAUAAGGAGGCGGUGGAGGAGGAGAACGUGGAGCGGGUGACUCCCAGAGCUCCUCUCACCUCGGGUGCCUGGCUGCAGGAAGCAGAGAAGGAGAGGCUGGAGAGGGAGCUGGAGGAGAGGAACGCCGAGAUCAGGAAGUUAAGAGAGGAGCUGCAGAAAACCCAAUCAAGACCCGAGCAGGCCUUAAAGAAGAGACAAGACGGUCCAGAAGAAUCCGAGAAAGAGGAAGAUCCGGGCAGGCCGAGAAUACAGCCGGCUGGAGGAGGCAAACUGUCAUCGGAGGAUGAUGGAGAGUCCUCCGAUAAGGACACUGAAAGAAAUGUCCUGCGUAAGGCAAACGAGACCCUCAGUCAGGUGCUGGUUGACGUCCUGAAGACGACUGCAGCAGCGGAGGAAACGAUGGGCCUCCACAUGCAGAGUCUGCGUGGCGCUUCCAGCGCCCCCCCGCCCCAGUCCACCACACAGACGGCAACCUGGCCGAGAGCUAACACCGAGCCCGCCAGACCUCGUGCAGCAGGUCACUCUGCAGAAAGUUGCCAGGUCAGCGAGACCGCCGCAGAAUAUGUGAGUCCGUGGUCCGGGGAGACGGAGGCUGACGAGGGGCUGGAGGUGUCUCAGCAGAUGAUGGAGAAGCUGCUGCUGGGGGCGGGCACACAGCUGGAGAACGAGGAGUAUCUGAUGGGAAUAAGCAGCCGACUCCAAACGGCUCUGGAGAAGAUGUUGAUGGCCAUCACAGACACCAGCAACCAGCUCGAACAUGCCCGGCUGACCCAGACCGAGCUGAUGCGGGAGUCCUUCCGCCACAACCAGGAGAUGAGCGAGCUGCUGCAGAAGCAGGAGGAGCUGCAGGAGAGGUUGUCGGAGGAGGCCCGGGCCCGUGAGCAGCUGGCUCUGGAACUUCACCGCGCUGAGGGUGUGAUUGAUGGCUACACGGGCGAGCGAGCCGGGUUGGAGGAGCAGUUGCGUCAGAAGGAAGAGCUCCAGCUGAACCUCGAGCAAGAGCUGCAGGUGACGGGUAGCCGACUGCACGAGUUGGAGCAGGAGAGGCUUCAGAUGCAGGACGAGCGGGAGCUGCUGUCCCGGCAGCAAGACGCCAUGAGGGAGGACGCCGGGCCCCGCGAGCUUUGCCUAGUUGAAGCUGCAAUGGUUGCAGCACCUGAAGCAGACCUCCUGGAGGAGACGGAGAAGCUGAUGAAAGAGAAGGUGGAGGUUCAGCGUCAGGCGGAGAAGGAGAACGCCGACCUCCUGAAGCAGGUGAAGCUGCUGGAGGCGGAGCUGGAGGAGCAGGUCAACAAGGUGAUCGAGCUGGAGCACGCUGAGAGCUCCGAGAGCGGAGACCUCCGACAGCAGGUCCAAGCUCUGGAGAAACAGCUGGACAAGAACCGGAGGUUCCUCGAUGAACAAGCUGUGGACCGAGAACACGAGAGAGAUUUCUUCCAGCAGGAGAUCCAGAAACUGGAACAGCAGCUGAAGUAUCCUCAGAAGCUUCAGGCUGACUCUGAGCAGAGAAACAAAGAGGUGGACCAGCUGACCUCCCAGCUGAAGGAGAAGGCGGAUUGGUGCAGUGAGCUGCUGCUCAGCUCAGAGCAGCUGCGUCGUGAUUUGGGAGAGCGCAACGAAGAGAUUGACAAGCUGGAGAGCCGCAUCCGCGAGCUGGAGCAGGCCCUGCUGGCCAGCACUGACUCCCUGGAGAAGGUUGAAGAAAAGAAGCAGCAUGCAUCCAUCACAGAGGAAAAACACGCCACGCUGGAGGCUCAGUUACAGACGGAGAGAGAAGCUCUGGAGCGGAAAGAGAAGGAGAUCCGUAAUCUGGAAGAGCAGCUGGAGCAAUUCAGAGAGGAGCUGGAGAACAAGAGCGAGGAGGUGCAGCAGCUUCACAUGCAGCUGGAGAUCCAGAGGAAGGAGAUCAGCAGCCAGCAGCAAUAUCUAGAAACGAGGGAUAGCAUGCUCCAGGAAAUGGACGACAGGGGCGAGCUGAUUAAAGACUUUGAGUCCCAGGUGGAGUGCCUGCGGAGUGAACAAGAACACCUGAAGAGGAAUAAUGAGGAGGAGCUUGACCAACUGAAUGCCGUCAUAGACAGACUUCAGCAGGAGCUGACCAAUAUCGACCCAAAGCAGGCCACAGAGGAAGACGAGGACACCAAUGCAGAGAGCGCCGUAUCGGGGCCAAGUAAAGAGGAAUACGAUGAAAUGAGGCAGAGAAUGGACCUGGCCACCAAAGAGAUGAAUACUUUCAAAACGAAGCACAGCAAGCUGUUGGAGACGUUCCUGCGCCUGAAAGAGAGCGCGGAAGCUUUGGCUGAAACGGAUAAAACAGAGAGCUCAGAGGGCGAACUUGAGGACGCUCUCAGAGAGAAAACUGCAGGCCUGGUGGUCAUGCAGGCUCAAGUUCAAGCUUUAGAGCAGAGUGCGACAUCCAGAGUGGAGGAGUUGGACCUCCGCAUCCAGCAGCUCGAGGACGAGGUCGGCGAGAAAGACAGCGAGUUGAGCCGCUGUCUCCUCCUCGUGGAGCAAACGCAAAGCUAUGCAGCUGGUCUCCAACAGAGGGUCUCUAAUCUGGAGGAAAAUCUGAGGGAGAAACUGGCGGAAGCUCUCGUCAGCCAGGCCACACUGGAGGCCUUCCAGCAGCAGCCGUCACAAGGAUCCAAAGGAGACCAGGACCAGCAGAGUCCCGCUGACCCAAAUGUGCAGUCAAAUGUCUAUGACUUUGGUGACUUUGGCAUUCCCCAAAUGGAUUUCAGUGGAAUUGGUAAAACGAGACAGGUUCCCACAGGGAAGGUGGUUCAUCUGACCCAGAGGCUUCGGGAGCUGGAGGUGGGACUCAAUGGGAUGCAGAAGGACCAGGAGCUCCAGAAGCAGCUGCUCUCCAGCUCUGAGGAGGAGGUGCUGGAGUACGAGAGGAGGCUGGCCGUGCUCAUGGAUCUGCUCAGUCAGAUGAAGGCCAGGACACACCAGAAGACGUCACCAGCUGUGGGGGCGUCCUCUGCUGAUGAGCAGCCGGCUGCUGAGUCAGAGCUUCUUCGGGAGUUGCAAGAGGUCAAAAACGAGGCCUCGGCCGCCAAAGAGCAGCUCGACUGCUACAAACGGAGCUGCAGAAAACUACAGGAGGAGCUGCAAGACAAAACGGCUGCAAUAGAGAGACUAAAGGGCCAACUUCAAAAGGUAUCAUCUGCUGGCCGUGAGGAGACAAAGGUGUCUGAGCUUCAGCAGGAGUUAAUGGAGGCUCAAAGUGAGGCAGCUGCCACCAAAGAGGAGCUGAACAGCUGCAGGGAGAGCUUGGAGAAGCUACAGGAGCUGCUGCAGGAGCGGGAAAUCACCAUCUCUCACCUUAAAGGAGAACUUGUUGAAGUACAAGCUGAAGAAAGCAAAGCCAACAUGACGGAGCUUCUCCAGGAGGUCAGAAACGAUGCGGCUUCCACCAAAGAGGAGCUCAGCAUCUCCCGGCAUUAUAAUGAGAAACUUCAGGAGGACCUUCAAGUCUGUGAAGUGUCCAUUUCUGAACUCAAAGAGGAGCUCCAGGAGCUGAGAAAGAAUGUGGACACCACCAAACAAGAGCUCAACAGCUACAGGCAGCACAAUGAGAAACUACAGAGUGAACUACACAUCCGUGAGCUCUCCAUUUCUAAGCUCAAAGAGGAGCUCCAGGAGGUACGAACAGCCUUGAUGAAGACGGUGGAUUCUGGUCCUCCAUCUCCUGCUCCCUCUCCUCAGCUUGUCUCCUCUGCUUCCUCCUCCACCACCCAGCCUAAAAGGAAAGGAGGUAAACAGCCCGCUGGUAAAGGAAGCGGUGCCAAAGAUAAACCAUCCGUCUCCAGGAAGAACUCUGCCGCUUCCAGCCAGUCGUCCAACAAAUCUCACAGCUCUCGACUAAACAGCAGCUCUGAGCAGCAGCACGUGGCGGUAACGCACUCGUCCACGCAGACGGAUCCUCUCCAAAUGUCCGACCUCGACCCGGAAAGCGAGUCCGCAAACAAAGACGAGAUUGAGGAGGUGAUCGGAGAGUUCCAGGAGAAGAUUGCACAGAUGCAGGAGCUUCACGCUGCAGAAAUCCUGGACAUGGAGGCUCGGCAUAUUACAGAGAGCGAGAGCCUUCGUACGGACACGCAGGCUCUGGAGGACGAGUGUAAGGCCCUCAAAGCGAUCAUCGACAAGCUGCGCUCCACAGAGGCCCCUUCAUCAAGACGGGACCGUCCCACAUCACUGUUCAAAGAUGGCUACACAAGUGACAGCAGCUCAGACUACAGCCAGCGGACCGGAUUUGACUUCCCGAGCUUGCAGCAGGAGUUCAGGUCGACUCCAGAGGGCGCGAGGAGAGAGACUGACGAUCCACUGCCUGACCGCAUCAAGACGUUGCUCCGUGAGGUGCACCAGGAGGGCAUGCAGGUGCUCUCUCUGUCGGAGCUCCCUCUCACUGAGGGCGAGCCGGGCGGCCAGUUCAACGUCCCAGGCUGGCUGAAGGAAAGAGACGCCUUACUGGCGACCGUGGAGUCCCUCAAAGGCCUCAUCACCCAGAUGCAGACACACAGAGAAACACAGACGUCUGGCGGUGUGGACUGGCGUGCGGAGCUGCUGGAUGCUGUGCGGCAGGUGUUUAUGAGGGAGCGCAGCAUGCUGAAGAGCACCCUCUACAGCCAGCUGGACCUGCUGGACACCAGCGACGCCAUCAUCCACCUCAAUCAGCUGGAACGCAGACUGGCUGAACAGGACACUCAGCACAGAGAGGCGAUGGGGUUGCUCCACACUGCGGACAGGUCCAGUCUCAUCUCUGAGAUUCAUCAGCUCCGAAGUCAACUAGAGCAACUUCAUCAAGGUGCUCUACCUGUUGCAUCAUCGGGUAGUGAACGUAGCGUGAAGGAGCAAGGAGGAGGAGCUGAUGGAGCGGUGGAGGCAGGCAGGCUGCUGGCGGAGGAGCUGAAGAGUGAACUGUUCCAGACUCAACUGGAGCUGGAGACGACGCUCGAGGCUCAGCACAAACGCCUGAAAGAGCUGGACACACUCAGGGCAGAGGUAUCACAGAAGGCUGCUGAGGUGGACGCACUGAACGACCAGCUGACUGAGGACCGGAAGAAGAGCAGAGAUCUUCAGUGGGCUAUGGAGAAGGAGAGGUGUCGAACGGGGAAAAACGAGGAGAGUAAACGAGAAGAACUGGAGGACCUGAACCUCAGUCUGGAGGAGCAGAAGAGCCGCGUGGCCCAGCUGACCGUGACCCUGGAACAGGAGCGCCAGGCCUCCUCUCAGCUCUCCCAGCAGGCCGACCAGGAGCGUCUCAGCCUCCACCGACGCCUGCAGGAGUUCCAGGUCCAGCUGGAGACAGAGCGAGCCAAGGCCCUGGAGAUGAGCACUGCGCUGGGGAGGGAGCGGGAGCUGCGGAUGGGUGUGUCCUCAGACGGCGGCCCCUCCAGUGAGCAGCAGGACAAGGUGGAUAGUAGGGGGCUCGACGAGGAAGGGAGUCUGCUGGAAAGACUGCAGAGGGAGCUGGAUGACAAACAUGCACAGGUGGUGCACCUCCUCAGUCAAGUGGAGGCUCAGAAGCUCCAGGUGGUACGGAAAGACGAGGAGCUGACUCUGGGGAGUCAGAGGUCGAGACGGGACCAGGAGGCGCUGCUGGAGGCUCGGGCCCAGCUGGAGGGGCUGGAAGCACAAAUGUCUGAGGCCCAGGAGCAGCUGGAGCGAGAGAUGGAGAGGAGGAAGAGUCUAGAAGGAGAGAAGGAGCGACUGGAGGAGAGGUUGAACCAGUUAGUGGAGCAGAGAGGAGGGAGGGAGGGAAGCGGACAUCUGCAGGCCGACGGCGACAGUCAGGCCGUCUUGCACAGCGAGUCCACCGACCGCACCGAAGACUGGGUGUUCCAGCAGAAGAGCGGAAAUGUUCAGUCGGCAAGCUCCACCACGUCACCGCACCUGGAGGCCUCUCCAGCCGGUCACAGCGGCGGACCUCACCACGGUCCUUGGCGCACAGUCGACAAGAUCUUGGACAAACUCCACCUCAUUUCCUCCAAGAUCCGCGGCAUGGCGAACAAGAAUACGGGGAGACUGACUGCAGAGGUCGACAGUGAAGAGUUAUCUUGGGUGCAGUCCACUGUUAAUGAGGUCAUCACUAUGCUGCAGCAAUCCCCAGGUCUACCCUCCGUCCCCGAGCAGAGUGUUUCCUUGCUGGCAGGAGGCUCCACCAGCGGCUCCUCCAUCUCCCUGACGGAGCGGCUGCUGAGGCAGAACGCCGAGCUGACCGGUUUUGUCAGCCGUCUCACCGAAGAGAAGAACGAUCUGAGGAACUACACGCUGCGCUUGGAGGAAGAGCUCCGACGCUACCGGCAGGCUGGACCGGGAUCAGGCGACAGUUUCAGCAACAGGAGAGGAGUGUCGAAGGCGGACUCGUCGGUGAUGAUACUCUCCCAGGAGCGGGAGGCUUGGACGAGAGAGAAGGUCCGUCUGGAGAAAGCUUUACUUCUGGCCCAGGCCCAGGUGGCCCGACUCCGAGGGGAGAUCAGGACCGACGUCCUGCGAGAGAUAACGGGACCUGAGGCUGACAAUGCUGCACUGAAGAGGAUGUACGGGAAGUACUUGAGGUCAGAAAGCUUCCGCAAAGCUCUGAUCUACCAGAAGAAGUAUCUGCUGUUACUGCUGGGCGGCUUCCAGGAGUGCGAGGAAGCCACGCUGUCGCUCCUCUCCAGGAUGGGCGGCCAGCCGGCGCUCCCCGGCCUGGAGUCCCUCAGCCAGCGACGCCGGGCACUGAUGCGCUUCCGCUCUGCCGUCCGAGUCUCUAUCGCCCUCUCCAGAAUGCGUUUCCUAGUGAAGCGGUGGCACAAAGCGACGGGGAUGAGCUCCACAACCUCCUGCAGCGUUAACAAGAACGGAGCAGCACAGAUUUUAGGUUCAGAGGCGAGAGACUCACCGUAUCUUCACCCGGGCAGCGUGGACAUCUACCGAGAACGAGGAAGUGGAGGAGGAGUCUCCAGCGGCAGGGGGAGAAGUGGACGUGAAUCCCCCAGAUCGGCUGUCUCCUCCACACAACACAGGUUUCACACGGCCGGAGACCACGGAGCUCUCACCUGUUCCCACCUGCAGAGCUACGACCCCGACCGAGCGCUCACCGACUACAUCUCCAGACUGGAGGCGCUGCAGAGGAGGCUGGGGAAUGUGACUUCAGGUGCUUCUUCGUAUGCUCAAUUGCACUUUGGCUUGAGAAGGUAGACGCUGCCAUGUUAUGUUGGCUUGAAGAGACUCGGUUGCCUUUUCUCGUGCUGAGCACUCUGCUGUUUUCUAUCAUUCUGGUGUGGACUGUAUCUUUCCAUGUGGACCAAAACACGUUUUUUUUAUUAGUGUACGACAUGUUGUAUUCAGGCUUUUUGUCGCCAGCACUUAAAAAAAACGGCUGUUUGUAAAUGAAUCUGCCUCUUUGUUGUGGAUGAACUGUAAUCAUGUAUAUUUGUCAAAUGCUAAUUUAAGACCAUGUGAUUAAUUUAUGUUUGUGUUGUAUGGGUGGAGCGUUGUGUAGAGAAUGUUUGGGUUUAUCAUUAAGGAGGCUGCUACUGGUUAUUCUACACUACACUGUGUUUUGUUUAGGCCAGACGGACUACAGAGGACAUUUGUAGAGAACGUAUUUUUGUAAAGCGUAGGAGCGUUGAAUUUUCUGGGUAUUUUGUCAAAAACUGAAAUAAAGAGGACUACAUUA
Anarrhichthys ocellatus (wolf-eel) is the source of this 12916-nucleotide messenger RNA. RefSeq names its product A kinase (PRKA) anchor protein 9 (gene akap9). Lineage: Eukaryota; Metazoa; Chordata; Actinopteri; Perciformes; Anarhichadidae. The record is from RefSeq and is a predicted model, not a curated record. Gene Ontology annotation, biological process: signal transduction. Gene Ontology annotation, molecular function: molecular adaptor activity. Bases 160 to 12435 code for a protein of 4091 amino acids. The transcript has 54 exons.